Molecule: messenger RNA, 3558 nt
Organism: Colletotrichum paranaense
Lineage: Eukaryota; Fungi; Ascomycota; Sordariomycetes; Glomerellales; Glomerellaceae
Exons: 1
Coding region: 1-3558 (1185 amino acids)
Source: RefSeq, a predicted model, not a curated record
AUGUCCAGCCUCGAAGGCAUCGCGGGCCUGAGCCUCGCCUGCAACGUCAUGCAGCUCAUCAGCUUCGGCCACGAGGCCAUCUCGAUGUGUCGACGUGUCUACGAGAGCGGCUCCCCCGAACCUGGUCUCUCUGAACACGCCGAGAGUCUCAAAGCCGUGUGCGAUGGUUUGGAGAAGUCCAUGGGCAAACGGCCGACGCCCGUUGCUACUACUGCUCCCACUGCCGCUGCCACCAGAGCACCGACAAUGGAGAAGCGACUUCUCGAGCUUGCCGCCAAGUGUGUCAAGAAUGCCAGAGAUUUGGAGGAGGAGAUGAAGUUUUUGUCUCCUAGUCAGCCAGGCAAACUUAGAGCGCUGGUCGCUGCGCCAAAGAUACUGUGGCGGAAGAGGAGACUUGAGAGACUCAAAGGGAAUCUGGAUGACGCGCAGAAAGUCAUGGACACAUCGAUUCUCGAGCGACUGUUCGCCAGAGUAGAAGCACUCUACCAAGCGAACAACAAGGGCUUUUCAGAUCUGAGCCAAGAGCUCCAGCAAUUCAUCACAGACCAUGCGGCUUCGAAUAGCAUCCUUCGAAAUGCCAUUGAGACACAAACGAAGGGAAUUCAAGACCACGUCACCAUGGAAUCAUCGAAGACGCAGAACGAAAUCAAGUCACACGUGUCCCUCAAGCUUUCUAAUCAUGAGAUUUCUAUCAAGAAUCAUGUUUUAUCAUCUGCCCAGGAUGUCCAGGAUACUUUUUCACAGAGGAUGACGUCCAGAGAGGACUCAAAGGCCAAAGAGCAGGCCUAUCAGCAGCUUUUGAAAAGUCUAAAGUAUCCUGGAAUGAAUGAACGAAGAAAUCAGGUUUCGGAAUCGCAUCCAAGAACCUUUCGAUGGAUCUUCAGCGAUUCAAUGUAUCUCAGCGACUCGGAGUCGGAGUAUUCUACGGAAGGCAACUCUAGCGCAUACAGCGAUGAGCCCGUCAACGUCGAAACGUCUAGCAUCAUGUCCGAUGAGCCAUCCGAAUUAUCGGAGGGUUCUGACGGUGUCAGCUACUCCGUGCCUCGUCCCUGGGAUAGCUUCGUCGACUGGUUGAAAGAUGACACCCAGAAGACAUACUGGAUUAGUGGCAAACCAGGUUCGGGGAAAAGCACACUCAUGAAAUACAUUGAAAAGAAUAGUAAAACCAUGGAAUGCUGUAAUUCAGCAUCUCACUGUAUUUCUCAUUAUCUGUGGAGACCUGGUACUCUUAUGCAACAAAGUAUCAAAGGCGUGCUCUGCUCUUUGCUUCAUCAAAUCCUGGACCUUAGGAAGAGCCAUGCAAUGCAAAUCUUGGGAAGACAGCCGAAUCUAUCAACGAAGGAUGCAGACACAGACUGGACUGCAAAAGAACUUGAGAAAACCCUUCUGGAUUUUAUACGAGAGUCAACCUGCAAAUACGUGGUGCUUUUGGAUGGCUUGGAUGAAGUUGCUGAUACACCGGACGACGGAGUUGAUCGACUUCUGGACCUAAUUGACCAGCUUGUCUCCACAAAUCAAAUCAAAAUCUGCGUCUCUAGCCGCCCUGAGCCAACCUUGAAGCGCUUCCUUGAGAAAUAUCCGAUGCUCAAGAUCCAGGAUCUGACCAGUCGAGAUAUUCACUUGCUUACGCGAAAACGCCUUGAGGCUAUGGAAAUUGACCUUGGAUAUGGUGGAACGGAUGAUUUAUCCGAACUUAUCUGUGAAAAAGCUGAAGGAGUCUUUGUCUGGGUCGUUCUUGUCUUGAACAGUCUCAAACGAGGUCUCGACAACUACGAUGAUGUGGACACUCUUUACAGUCGCGUGGAGUCCCUGCCCAAGGACCUGACGAAACUUUAUAAGGAGAUGUGGUCCCGAAUGAAGGAAGACAGCGACCUCUAUCGAAGAAAGACAGUACUUCUUUUUUAUAUGGCUAUGGAGUUCAAGACACAACGUGAUCGUUUUCUUAUCUGGGAACCCAACGCCAACCUUCUCGGACUUGCCAUUUCUACAGACGACGAGAUGCUGAAGUCCUUCAUGGCCGAUCGAGAGCUACCCGAUAUGGAAUUACUCUGGCAAAAAUGGCAUCGCUUGGGGAGAAAACUACCAGCGAUGUGUGCCGGGCUACUGGACAUAACUGAUCCCGAAGAAGCUUUCUCGUCCCUUAAUGACUACGAGCAUAAAUUCAAGCCUUGGGGCGAAACAGGCAUUGGUUUCACACACCGGACAGCUAUCGAUUUUAUUUGUAACAGCGAGGAGGGCAAAGAACUUUUUGGCCCUUAUGUUCCGAAGCAAGACGACCUCCUUUCACGGGCGAUAAAAACAGACCUGAUGUUACGGCGUAUCAUCAAUAGAACGUAUAGCAUAACCACUGCCACUGCUAACAAAACCCAUUUGUCACUAAAAUACGACACAAGCGGAGGGUUACUCCCGAGCUUUAGGCCCUUCCAACAUCUGGCUAAGAUCUCAUCACACCGAAACACACAUAAUCUGCUUUCGUUCACAUAUCAGUGUCUCAAAAUCAUAGGGCUAAACUUGAAAAAUUGGUUAUCAACACCAGACUUAGCGAAGGCGCAUCAUCAUUUUUUAGCAGAAGCAUUCCUUUACACAGCAGCCGUCGACUGGGCUGAGGAAACACUGCAGGCAGCCACGGCAGGUAUCGAAGAAGUGACUUUAGUAGAGUCGCUUGCUCUCCGAGCUGGGUGCGAAGCCAUCUUGACUUCUUCUGGCUGGAUCGAAAACGAUGAAGCUGUUGGUCCGAAAGUCUUACAAGGAGGCAAUUCUUAUCGGCUUUCGAUGAUUCAAAGAGUACUGAGAAAGUACUCGAAUACCCGACGAGGGUUGAAUGAUAGUAUCAUUCGACCACUUCAGCUGGCCUGCUACAGGGAUGUCUCAACGGCGUGGCGUUGUGUUUUGAGUCACACUCUGGGCAAACUUUUGGUGUGGAAACUCUUCUCCCACCCUGCGGAUGAUGCAGAACGGCCGCGAUGGUGGUCAAACAUAGUGGAGGUCAUUCAGUCCUUCUUGUCGGCAAAUGUGCUGGAAGACUUGGAAGGCCAAAAGUACCUUGUUUCCAUCGUACCGUCAAGCGGCAGAGUCAGUAUCAUAUCGGAAGAUCGAACUACAACUAUGCGAACGAAUCCAGGGGAAGUUGUUUUUGAAGUCAACGACGCUGCUAUGCUAGCAGUCAUCACUGAGGCGGCUGAAAGCGUUCUAGGCUCAAUUUCCCUGACGAAACUUCUGCUUACGCCAGGGUAUUGUCCAAUAGCAGCACCAAAGCUUGUUUUCAAUCAACAAGAAUGGUCAGGAGGUUGGACAAUUUUCAACGAGAUUUUACAAGAUGGAAGCAUGGAUGGGCAGCGACUAUUCCGGCUGGUGUUAAGUGGGGAGUCACCAACAUUUAAUCACUGGAUGUCUGGAUAUGGUGGGCCCUCCAUUCUACGGGUACGAAACAUAGGUCCUCACCGGCUAUAUUCAUCGGCGCUUCGAGCCAUCGGUCAUGAGCUCAGCACCGUAAAUAAGGAUUAUGCAUGUUACUACGAUGAUCUAAGAAGAUGGAGGGAGAGAGUAAUGAUAGGAUGA